CGAAUUUUCAGGCCUCCGUAAUUUAUUUUGCGGCAAGUUUGAACAGAUAAUUUUGGUGGUGCAGAACAUAACAAGAGGAAAUGACCGACAGGAAGGCAGUGAUCAAAAAUGCUGAUAUGUCAGAAGACAUGCAGCAAGAUGCUAUCGAUUGUGCAACACAGGCUUUAGAGAAGUACAAUAUCGAGAAGGAUAUAGCUGCAUAUAUAAAGAAAGAAUUUGACAAGAAGUACAACCCGACAUGGCACUGUAUUGUUGGGCGAAAUUUCGGGUCAUACGUUACACACGAAACAAAGCACUUCAUCUACUUUUAUUUGGGCCAAGUAGCAAUACUUUUGUUUAAGAGUGGCUAAUUUUCUUUUUGGUCUAUUUCUCCUUUUUCUCAUUCUUCCAAAUGUUACAAUUUUGCAUUAUUUAAACUAGUUUCCAUUUGUUCUUAUGUACAUUACUGAUAUUAUUAAUAACGGCGACAAUGAAAUGGAUCAAAAUACAUCGUUUUCAUGAAUUUUUUUAAAGAAAUGUGGAAGUUGUAUGGCGAGUCUCUUUCCGAAUCUGGAGUAUUUAGCAGAAAUUUUCCGGACAUUUUCUCUCUACAUUUCUUGUAUUUUGAAUCAUUAAAAAAGGGGAAAAUAAUUGCAGAAAUUCACGCUGAAUAUUUAGAAUUUUAGUGCCUUAAUUUGGAUACAUACGAGCAGACACGCAUAUAUGCACACACACAC
Molecule: messenger RNA, 716 nt
Organism: Loa loa (African eye worm)
Lineage: Eukaryota; Metazoa; Nematoda; Chromadorea; Rhabditida; Onchocercidae
Product: dynein light chain 2
Exons: 2
Coding region: 81-350 (89 amino acids)
Biological process (GO): cilium assembly; microtubule-based process
Cellular component (GO): cytoplasmic dynein complex
Molecular function (GO): dynein intermediate chain binding; dynein light intermediate chain binding
Source: RefSeq, a predicted model, not a curated record